UUUAAUUAUCAACAACAAAAUCAUCAACAAUUACAAGCACAAUUUGUUAACAACAAACAUUUAUUUUGUUGCUGUUUGAUAAAAUUGUAAAUUAAAUAAAAAUAUAUUGGUUAAAUCUAACAUGGUUAAACAUGCAUGUGCUGUUUUAAUUGAUGGUAUACAUACUGAUAUCGUUACAAAUAUUUACAAAGAUCGAGUAUUCCUUAUCAUCACUCAAUACAAAAAAUUUGGUUGUAUGAUUAAUGUCAGUCGUGAAUCAUCAUUGAAACAAUUUAAUUCUCAUACAUAUUCAACAGAGGUUGUAUUUGGUAAAGAUACUGAAGAAAUAAAUGCAGUUGCUCGUUACAUUGGAGAAGCAAUUGAUAUUGACAGACCACUUUUACUUUCAUUAGCUCUUAAAAGCUACGAGCCAAAAACAAUUAAAAAAAUCAUUCAAGUUAUAAAUAAAAUUAAAACUUGGUAAAUAAUAAUGUCGUUAAUAUUUGGUCAACUUGUCAUUGGUCCUCCAGGAAGUGGCAAGACAACAUAUUGCAAUGGAAUGAGUAAAUUUUUAGAUAAACUUGGUCGUAAAGUUGCCAUAAUUAAUAUAGAUCCAGCAAAUGAAAAUAUGGAGUAUAAAGCAUCAGUUGAUAUAUCAGAAUUAAUAAAACACAAUGAAGUCAUGGAAAAAUAUAAACUUGGUCCAAAUGGUGCAUUGGUUUAUUGUAUGGAAUUUCUAGAAGCAAAUAUCAGCUGGUUAAUUAAAAAAAUAUUACCAUUAAAAGAUUACUAUUUGAUGUUUGAUUGUCCUGGUCAAAUUGAGCUUUAUACACAUCACAAAUCAAUUGCAAAUAUAACCCAAAAACUUGAACAAAAUUUGCUGAGAUUAUGUUGUGUUAAUCUUGUUGAUUCACAUCAAUGCAGUGAUCCAGGAAAAUAUUUAUCAUCACUUGUACUUUGUACAACAACAAUGCUACAACUUGGUUUGCCACAUAUAAAUAUCAUGACAAAAAUUGACCAAAUGAAAAAAUACAGUCAUAAACUUGAUUUUAAUAUUGAUUUUUAUACUGAAGUACUUGAUUUAAAUUAUCUACUUGAUAAACUUGAUGAGCAUCCACAUACUGCUAAAUAUAAAAAAUUAAAUGCUGCAUUAAUAUCUUUAGUUGAAGAUAAUAAUCUUGUUAGUUUUUUACCACUUGAUAUUAAUAAUGAUACACUAUUAAUGCAAGUAAAAAAUUCAAUUGAUAAAGCUAAUGGUUAUAUAUUUGGUGGUAAUGAACCAUGUAAUAUUCAAGCACUUCUUGCUUGUGCUGUUGGUGCUGUUCAUGAAACUAAAAAAAUGUCAACACUUGAUUCAUACUUUAAUCAAUAAUAUUUUGUAUAUUAACAAUAAAAUUUCAUAAUACAUUAUUUUUAAC
Messenger RNA from Aphidius gifuensis, 1397 nucleotides. RefSeq names its product GPN-loop GTPase 2. Gene Ontology annotation, molecular function: GTPase activity. Bases 470 to 1351 code for a protein of 293 amino acids. Gene Ontology annotation, cellular component: cytoplasm. Lineage: Eukaryota; Metazoa; Arthropoda; Insecta; Hymenoptera; Braconidae. The record is from RefSeq and is a predicted model, not a curated record. The transcript is spliced from 4 exons.